This is a messenger RNA of Amphibalanus amphitrite, 1522 nucleotides long. Its product is annotated as piggyBac transposable element-derived protein 3-like. Bases 1 to 1374 code for a protein of 457 amino acids. The record is from RefSeq and is a predicted model, not a curated record. The transcript has 2 exons. Lineage: Eukaryota; Metazoa; Arthropoda; Thecostraca; Balanomorpha; Balanidae.
AUGGAAGUGUUCAUCCCUCCUCAAAUGUAUCGAACCAUCGCGCUGCGAACUAAUCAGCAUGCGGUCGCUCAAACGGGCAAAAGCCUCCUCUUGAAGAACGACGAGUGCGAGCAGUUCUUCGGGGCUAGCUUGCUGAUGUCUGUGCUCAAGUUCCCCUGGAUACGCAUGUACUGGUCACAACCAACGCGGAUCGCAGCAGUGGCAGACGCUUUCACUCGGGAUCGUUUCCACUUCAUUCGGGGACACUUGAAAGUAGUGAAUGAUGUCGACGUCACCGAUGAGCAGAAGAAGGGCCGCUUGUGGAAGGUGCGUCCCCUCGUCGAAAGCGUUCGAAGUGGCUGUCUGCAGCAGGAAAGGCCUCCUCAGGUGUCCAUCGACGAGCAGAUGAUUCCUUUCACGGGGAAAACGACACUGAAGCAGUAUGUGCCUGGAAAGCCUCACCCAGAAGGUCUUAAGAACUUCGUGCUGGCAUCACCGCGAGGACUCGUUCUCGACUUCGAGGUCUACCAAGGGAAGAAGCUUGACGACGGAGGCGCUGAAGGAACGUCCCGCCUCCUGGAACAGCUGGAGGCUCGAGGGCUUCACGGGACUGGUACCAUCAAGAAAAAUCUGGUCCCGAAGGAGGCCAAACUGCCGACAGAGAGGGAACUCGCCAAACGAGGAAGAGGGACGUCUGUGUGCGCUGUCCGCAGUGACGACGCUGUAGCGUUCACGGCCUGGCAAGAUCGCAAGAUGAUCCUGUUGGGAUCAACCGAACACGGCAUCGAGCCUUCAGACACCUGUAAAAGGUACCAGAAGACAAGUCGGUCGUACAUUGACGUAACUCGUCCUGCAGUCGUCAAGGCCUACAACGCCAACAUGGGAGGAGUGGAUCUGAAUGAUCGGAUGAUCGCGCACUAUAGGUCUGGCGCGAGAACUCGGAAGUGGACGGUAAAAACAAUCCUUCACUUCUUCGACUUGUCAGCUGUCAAUGCGUGGCUACUGUACCAGCAAGAUGCCGAAGAAGCCGGCAUCAAGGGUGCCGAGAUGAUGAAAUUCCUCCAGUUCAAGUAUGCCCUGGCGAUGCAGCUCCUGAAGGGCAUCAGCUCCGAUGGCUCAUCCCACAGCAGCUCAGGAAGCAGCGACGUAGAAGAGCCUGACGGACCGGAUCCAAAGAAGCGCCGUCGAGCCACAGUGCCAAUGCCGUCACCAGCUCGCCUGCGUUCAGGGAAGCACCUCCCCAAGUGCCACCCUCGGAAGGAGUUUCAGCGGUGCAGGAAGCCCGGGUGCCAUCAGCAGACAGGGAUGGAGUGCCGCAGGUGCAAGAUCUUCCUCUGCUGCCGCCCGGAUCGUGACUGCUUCCAUCAGUUCCACGAGGGAGGUUCGAAUGUGUAAACACCGUGGACAAUCAGCGCGCACCCUUCAGCUCCGUUUCUGGGGAGCUUCAGGGCGCACCCUUCAGCUCCCUCUCUGGUGAGCGUCAGCGCGCAGCUCCGUUUCUGCUGCGCGUCAGCGCGCACCCUUCAGCUCCGUUUCUGCUGAG